AAUCAAUCUGCGACCAACCCAGAAAACUGUCUAAGACAGCAUGGCGGCUUCUGAAGGCAAGAAGCGUGGUCUCGAACAUUUGGACGAAUAUGAACCAAAACCAGCCAAGCACCUUCGGAGUCUUCACGACCGAAUGGCAGAGAGAAGACUGGUUGUUAUUCUAGAGGGAGCAUCGUUAGAAACAGUGAAGGUCGGAAAAACAUUUGAGCUGCUAAACUGUGAUCAGCACAAAAAUAUGAUCGUCAAAAGUGGAAGGGACCCGGGGCACAUAAGACCAGAUAUAACACACCAGUGUCUUCUAAUGCUGAUGGACAGUCCACUGAACAGGGCAGGCCUGUUGCAGGUGUACAUACACACAGAGAAAAAUGCAUUAAUAGAGAUUAACCCACAGACUCGCAUUCCAAGAACUUUUCCUCGAUUCUGUGGUCUGAUGGUGCAGCUGCUGCACAAGCUGAGUGUCAGGGCUGCAGAUGGUCCUCAGAAGCUCCUGAGGAUGAUUAAAAAUCCUGUGUCGGAUCAUCUGCCUCCUGGCUGCCCUCGUAUUGCUACCUCCUUUUCUGCAGGGGAAGCUGUCUGCCCCCGGACUCUGGUCCCAGAGGGACCUGCUGCAGUGGUGAUCGGAGCAUUUGCACACGGAGCGGUGAAUGUGGACUACUCAGAGAAGAGCGUAUCCAUCAGUAACUACCCCCUCUCUGCAGCAUUGACCUGUGCCAAGAUUUGCUCGGCCUUUGAGGAAGUGUGGGGUGUCCUAUAACAAACGGGUCAGAUCAUACUGAAGAAGCAGAAACAGUGGCAUACAUGGACCUUAUUUUAGUGGACUAGAAACACUGGGCCAAAUAGCCAGUGAUGCCAUAUGAACUACAGUCAUGUGUCCUGUGAUACACAGCACUGUAUAUGAUGGUGUUUGGACACCAAGUGGAAUUUAAAAUGGUUUUGUACUCCAUUGUUGCCUUUCCAUGUAAAAACAAGAGGUUUUUUUUUUCUACCAUCAUCAAUUCAAUUGCACCAAGUUGUGAGUUUUGGGUUUGUAUUAGAAUUAUUACAUUAAAAUGUAUUACCAAUGA
This is a messenger RNA of Melanotaenia boesemani (Boeseman's rainbowfish), 1064 nucleotides long. RefSeq names its product EMG1 N1-specific pseudouridine methyltransferase (gene emg1). The coding region runs from base 41 to 754 and encodes 237 amino acids. NCBI's taxonomy places the organism in Eukaryota, Metazoa, Chordata, Actinopteri, Atheriniformes, Melanotaeniidae. Gene Ontology annotation, cellular component: small-subunit processome; nucleolus. The record is from RefSeq and is a predicted model, not a curated record. Gene Ontology annotation, biological process: rRNA base methylation. Gene Ontology annotation, molecular function: rRNA (pseudouridine) methyltransferase activity; rRNA binding. The transcript has 5 exons.